AUGAAUCUGCACGGUUUGCUUGUUUGCGUGCUAGCAGCUUCAGCUGUUUUCUCUAUGGAAAAUUCGGAGCGCCAGAGGGAAGAAGCCGCAGAAUCAAUGCACAAAAUCAACAGUCUUGCUUUGCUUAUCUUUGUGUGGCUCAUGGUGAUAGUAGUGCUUACCAUAUGGCAGUUCAAAGUCAGACGAUUUAGGAUAUUGCACGAAACGGGUCUUUCACUUAUCUAUGGAAUCAUUCUGGGUUUACUGAUUCGUUGGCUUUCUGGAAAAACUAAGCAGCCAGAGUUAUGUGGCUGCCAGCUUGAUGAAUUUUUGUUAAAUCUUUGUGAGCCUACCAACGUCUCAAAUAUGAGCACACCAACUACAAUGGCUCCAACUGGAGGGAAUAUGAAUUCAUGGGUGCCGACUGUAUCUGUGCACAAAAAAUUAUCCACAACAAAAUCGUCUGAAGAGUCAUGUCCCAUUCCAGACACUUGUAUAUAUGCUUCUGACAUUCCAGAUACCGUAACAGUACGGUUUGGGCAGAGCAAGUAUCUUUUUAAAUACAAAGAAAAAGUGUAUUCGUCGACUUCAGGGAGUGAAAAUGAUGAUCAAGCUGUUUUUGAUCCUGAGCUGUUUUUCUAUGUUCUGCUGCCUCCGAUUAUUUUCUUUGCCGGUUAUGAUUUGAAGAAGAGAUACUUCUUCAGAAAUAUUGGAGCAAUUAUGUUGUAUGCCUUUCUUGGAACAUCCGUUUCGUGUUUUAUUAUUGGAGCCAUAAUGUAUGGAUACCGUCAAUUGGGUUUGGAGACACUUCCUGAAGAUCUAAACUUUGUGGAAUGUUUGAUGUUUGGUGCUCUCAUAUCAGCUACAGAUCCAGUAACUGUGUUGGCGAUAUUCCAUGACAUGCAUGUGGAUGUUGAUCUCUUUGCUUUUGUUUUUGGUGAGAGUGUGAUGAAUGAUGCUGUGGCUAUAGUUCUUUACACGUCUAUUAAAGCAUACUCUCCCACAAUUGGUUCUGGCACUACAUUUCAAGCGUUGGCAUUUUUCAAGUCUGUUGGAAAGUUUGUUGGCAUUUUUGUGGGAUCUUUUGCAAUCGGAUUAGCUCUAGCUCUCAUCACUGCUCUCAUGACGAAGUUCUUGAAGUUAAGAGAGUAUCCUCUCUUUGAGACAAGUUUGUUGUUUCUUAUGUCAUACUCAGCAUUUUUGCUAGCAGAAUUUGUUGGGUUUACAGGUAUUGUUGCUGUUUUGUUCUGUGGAGUAGCACAAGCUCAUUAUUCGUAUUUUAAUUUGUCACAAGAUGCAAAGUUACGAUCUAAGCAAGUGUUUGAGAUGUUGAACUUUCUAGCAGAAAAUUUCAUCUUUGUGUACAUGGGUGUUACUCUCUUUACAUUUCAACACCAUGAGUGGCAUUGGGGAUUUAUAUGUUUCUCAUUUGUUGCUAUUCUUGCUGGCAGGAUUUGCAACAUUUAUCCUCUUUCGUUUCUUGUGAAUUUGUUGAGAAAAGGAACGAACAAGAUACCAUGGUCAUUUCAACACAUGCUUGUAUUUGCAGGUCUUCGAGGUGCGAUCGCCUUUUCUCUAGCAAUACGUAACACGGACUCAGCAGCCCGUCAACUUAUUCUUGAUGCAACUUUGAUAAUUGUGUUUGUUACUGUGUUUGUGAAUGGUGGACUAACAACUAUAAUGUUACAAUUCUUCAAAAUAAAAGUUGGUGUUGAAGAGGAUGAAGAGGAACCCAAGUUUCAAUCUAUUAAAAUGGGCAACGAUGUUGAUGGUAGUGAAAAUCCUCGCUCAUUUUCACAUGUCCCAGCUUCGUGGUAUGAGAGGAGCUUUAUAGCACGCAACUGGAGAAAUUUUGAUAGCAGGUUUAUUAGACCGAUUGUGACAGACAUUGGAUCAGUUCCUGCAUCAUGUCCCAGCUGGAUGAGGAGGAUUGCUGGUGGUGGAAGGACUAAAGGGGACAUUCUGGGGACAGAAAUGAGUGAUGAGGAAGAGGAGGAUGAGAUACAACUCGCCAGAGCAUCUCUAUCAUUUCGCAACGACAACUACAUGAAUGUGGAAGACAACGAUGAUAUAGGAGCUGGAGAUUUAGGUCUAGGAGAUGUGGAAAUGUCCGAAAUUGAUUCGAAACGCUAGGCUUGAACUCACGUGUGUAGAUUUUUGUCAAUAUUGAGCAUUUUGUUAGGAUGACAGGUGUGUCGUUUGCAUGGAAUACUGGCAAAAUAUAGUGUCUGCUGCUUUGCA
Corticium candelabrum is the source of this 2220-nucleotide messenger RNA. RefSeq names its product sodium/hydrogen exchanger 9-like. The coding region runs from base 1 to 2112 and encodes 703 amino acids. Gene Ontology annotation, cellular component: recycling endosome; plasma membrane. Gene Ontology annotation, biological process: sodium ion import across plasma membrane; proton transmembrane transport; regulation of intracellular pH. The transcript is spliced from 16 exons. The record is from RefSeq and is a predicted model, not a curated record. Lineage: Eukaryota; Metazoa; Porifera; Homoscleromorpha; Homosclerophorida; Plakinidae. Gene Ontology annotation, molecular function: potassium:proton antiporter activity; sodium:proton antiporter activity.